This is a messenger RNA of Camellia sinensis, 929 nucleotides long. Lineage: Eukaryota; Viridiplantae; Streptophyta; Magnoliopsida; Ericales; Theaceae. The record is from RefSeq and is a predicted model, not a curated record.
GCAGGCGAAUGGGAAUAGGGUUGAAGAUGGUGAGAAGAAUGGAGGAGUGGUUCAGAGAAAGUGGUGCCGAGUAUUCGUACAUCGCUACUGAAAACGACAACCAACCUUCCGUCAAGCUCUUCACCGAUAAAUGCGGCUACUCUAAGUUCCGUACUGCAUCAAUCCUGGUCCACCCCGUAUUCGCCCACCGUGUCCGGCUCAGUAACCGAGUCACCAUCCUCAAACUCGCUCCCUCCGACGCUGAGUUCCUCUAUCGCCGCCGAUUCUCCACCACCGAGUUCUUCCCUAGGGACAUUGACUCAGUCCUCAACAACAAGCUCAAUCUCGGCACCUUCAUCGCUGUUCCACACGGGUCCUACUCCUGGCCUGGUUCGGACCGCUUCCUGGGUAACCCGCCCGAGUCGUGGGCCGUACUCAGUGUGUGGAACUGCAAGGACGUGUUCAGACUGGAGGUCCGUGGCGCGUCGCGCGUCAGGAAAGGCUUGGCGAAGACGACGCGCUUGGUGGAUCGGGCCUUGCCCUGGCUACAAUUGCCAUCGGUCCCAGAAGUCUUUCGGCCCUUUGGGCUUCACUUCUUGUACGGGCUGGGUGGGUCAGGCCCAUUAGCGGUCAAGUACCUUAAGGCCCUGUGUGGGUUCGCACAUAAUUUGGCUAAAGAGUGUGGGUGUGGAGUGGUGGCAACGGAGGUGUCGAGUCACGAGCCGCUCAGGUUAGGGAUUCCGCACUGGAAGGCGCUAUCAUGCGCCGAGGAUCUAUGGUGCAUCAAGAGGCUUCGGGAAGACUACACUGACGCGUCUGUUGGUGACUGGACCAAGUCACCACCUGACGUGUCCAUUUUUACUGAUCCUAGAGAGUUCUAACGAUAACUCAAACUAAUUUAGAAGCUAAAUUAUAUAUUAUUACUAUUAUUUUUUAUUUUUUUUUGGGGA